GCAAGGAGGAGGGAGGGAGAAAGAGGUUUAAGAGAGAUAAAGGGAAAGCUCUGAGAGCUUCCUAUGCUCGCCCUAAGCUCCCCCUUCCUCUGAUUUGCAGAGAAAAUCCAAAGGAAAAAACAAACAGGCACAGCCUAUAGAAUUUUAAACCUCAUCAAGAACGCGAAGAACAGAAACAGCAUAGAAAGAGAGAGAACAGAAUUUUUUUUUUUCGUCCUUUCAAUUUUUUUAAAUAUUCCAUCAUUUUCCGCUUAUCCAAUCAGUUGAUUUUUGGGCAUUUGGAUUUUUCUUGAAUAUUAACGCAUCUGGAUCGAAGGGGGUCUGAAAAUUGUUCCGCUGAAUUGGUGUAUAGUCAUGUUGGAGAAUCGGUCUGGUGAGUUCUAUCUGGUUUCUAGAGUGUUCGCGGCCUCUUGCCCGCCGGAGACCAAGUGGCCUUACAUGAGGUGCAAGCGCCCGCAAUUUGAUGACUCCCAUGAUUCUCCACAAACCAAGGCAUCCAGGCUCUCAGAUUCCAGUGAAAGCCCGCAGGAUUUGGUUAAACAAUCUUCUGGCGAUGAUACCCAGCUCAUGGAUUCUGGUGCAACCUUGCCGGAUUCCGUUGAGAAAUCGGAUACGGAAGGUGGGGAUGACAAACUUCCUCAUUUGUCGCAGGAUAUUGAGCAGUCUGAGAAAAUUGAGAGUGAAUCCGAUGACUGUUUACAGAGUAGGUCCUCUGAGCUCACUGAUUCUGGGGAAACCCUGAGAGAACGCGGUGAUCGAUACAAUGAUGAUGGUAACCAGAUUUUGGGUUCUGAUGGGUCACUGUCAGGUUCCCACGAGCAACCGCCUGAUGAUGAUGGCGUUGAUGAUAACGAGCUCCCGGAUUCUCCAAGGGAACCAAAUGAACCAUCGGAUGUUGGUGGUAGCCAAGGUCAAGGCGGCAAUUCCUCAGAGUUGGAUUCCCUUAUUCAUCCUAUUGGGAGAGACAACUCCAUCAGCUGUCUGAUUAAGUGUUCAAGGUCUGACUACGGUUCCAUUGCAUCUCUGAAUAGGGGUUUUCGUAACUUAAUUCGGAGUGGGGAGAUCUAUAAGCUGAGGAGGAAAAAUCAUGUGAUAGAGCACUGGGUUUAUUUUUCUUGUAACCUGCUUCAAUGGGAGGCCUUUGAUCCAUUUCGCAACCGAUGGAUGCAUCUGCCACAGAUGCCUCGUAAUGAUUGCUUUACUUUCUCAGAUAAAGAAUCUUUGGCUGUGGGCACUGAGUUGCUCGUCUUUGGUAAGGAAGUGACAUCCCAAGUCAUAUAUAGAUACAGUCUCUUGAAUAAUUCCUGGUCUCCAGGGCCUAGAAUGAUUGUUCCUAGGUGCUUGUUUGGAUCUGCUAGUCUUGGGGAAAUUGCAAUUUUGGCUGGUGGUUGUGAUUCUCAGGGAAAUAUCCUGAGUUCUGCAGAAAUGUAUAAUUCUGAGACCCAAGAAUGGAAGCAACUCCCGAAUAUGAAUAACCCAAGGAAGAUGUGUUCUGGGGUAUUCAUGGAUAGGAAAUUUUAUGUAAUUGGGGGGAUUGGAGGAAACGAUCCAAGGGUUCUCACAUGUGGUGAGGAGUAUGAUUUAGAUAAGAAUACAUGGACCGUAAUUCCUAACAUGUCUCCAGGCGAAGCCAGGGGGGAUGAGAUGCCUCCAGCUGCAGGGGCACCACCUUUGGUUGCUGUAGUAAAUGAUGAACUCUAUGCAGCUGAUUAUGCUGGCAUGGAGGUGAAGAAGUAUAACAAGGAGGGAAGAUCAUGGUUUUCGGUGGGACAAUUACCUGACAGAGCAGCUUCAAUGAAUGGUUGGGGUCUCGCAUUCAGGGCAUGUGGAGAUCGCCUGAUUGUGAUUGGUGGACCUAGUGCAAUAGGUGGAGGUUUUAUAGAGGUUAAUUCUUGGGUCCCUAGUGAAGGUCAUCCACAAUGGAACUUGCUAGCUACAAAGCAAUCGGCAAAUUUUGUGUAUAAUUGUGCUGUAAUGGGAUGCUGAAAGAGAUGGAUUUUGGUGGCCCCAUGUGCAGUGGAAUGGUAUUUGCCACCAUUGGGAUAUACAAGAUUGUUGUGUCCUUCAACUCAGGAUUCAUGCUAAUGGGUAAUUUCCCCUACUUUUUCAUAGCUUUUCCCUUUUUGACUGGGGAGGAUGGGAAGGUGUUUCAGACUUCACUCAAGAUUCAACAAAAUGUUUUUAUUAAAAGGUCUUGAGUUUUCUUUCUUUUUUCAAAGUUACAUUCAAAGGUUGGUGUCAUGUAGCACAGAAAUAGGUUUAAUAAUUUGACGUACCAACACAUUGGUAGGUUGGCAUUAGAGUUUGUUGAAGCUUUUCUAAGAAAACAGAACUAGUCACAUGGAUUUCUUGAUCCUUUAAUUUUCUUGGCAUUGUCUUUAAGGGAGGAAAUAAGUUCUGGAGGUUGUUAUCUUGGAUGUUGGCUAAUGUACUGAUAACAUUUAUCAUUACAAUUGAUGAGCAAUAUAUUCCAGCAACUUUCUCCUGUACACUUGUUGAAUUCUUUAUUCUUUGCUGAUUCAUCUUUUGAUAUUGUUUCUUUAUUUACUCAGAUAACUUGUACUUAAGAUAAUCCUUCUUCUUUGGCAUUGUUGCCUUACGUUACUCUGAUGUUUGAGUUGUCUUUGACUACUCUGUUCUUUCAGUCAGUUGUUCCAUAGAGCUUGUCAGAAUGCUGAUGUUAAAUUGUGAAUGGACAAUGUUGACAAUUAAUAUAGUAUAAAAAUAUAAUGAAUAUAAUUUG
This is a messenger RNA of Rubroshorea leprosula, 2743 nucleotides long. Lineage: Eukaryota; Viridiplantae; Streptophyta; Magnoliopsida; Malvales; Dipterocarpaceae. The record is from the annotation of a GenBank genome assembly.